AUGACCACUCCGAUGGAACUACGUAACAAAUCUGUCACCAUCUAUGUACCGGUAUCAGUUCCGGAGGAGCCCACAAAUAUGACUGGCGUCGACAAUUCGCCGGGUGAAAAGAAGAAGAAGGGCGAGGAUGAGGAACACCCACAAAUUUUAUCAAUGAAUGUUAAUUUUAAAAGCACUAUAAUGGCUGAAACAAAGCCAAAGGUGACACUUUUCAUUACACUGAACAGGUUUGGCUUGAAUCACGACUACAUAUAA
Molecule: messenger RNA, 255 nt
Organism: Dibothriocephalus latus
Lineage: Eukaryota; Metazoa; Platyhelminthes; Cestoda; Diphyllobothriidea; Diphyllobothriidae
Source: the annotation of a GenBank genome assembly